AUGAGGGGGCUGCUGGUGGGUGCUCACACGGCGUAUGGGCAGGCGAGCAGCACACAUGCAGUGACGGCACCGGGGCCAGGGGGGGACAGCGCCGAGGUGCAUAGGCGAGGGGACGGGCAAGAGCAGGUGGCGCAGGCUCAGGAGCAGCAGGUGGGCGCAGCGGCGGAGGGGGAGGCGGGGGGCAGGGAAGAGGCAUCGGCAGCAGCAACGCCAGCGUCAUUUGCGGAGGUGCAGCAGGCAGGGGCAGCAGAGGGAGCGUGGCAGGCGGGUGGUCGUGGCAAUGGCAAUGGCAGUGCAGGCCGUGCACACAGCUCUUCUCCCUCACACGCGGCGGUGCAUGGCGCAGUGCAGGAUGCGCGUGGGUGGGAGGGGGCGAUGGCAGCGCGGGCAGCAGCAGCAGGAGUGGACGCAAAGAAGAGGCUGGCGGCUCAAGUGGCGCGUCGGCACGCCCAAGGAGGCCCGUUCGCGCCCCUGCACGGCGGGGAGAGCGGUGCUUCUGAUGGCCGUGCAGGCGUGGCAGCGAUGCGUGGGGCGGGAGAAGGGGAGAGGAGCAGUGCAGGCGCACAGCACAGCGGGGGCGGCAGCACGAGCAGGAGGCACAGCAGUUGGCGCAGGGUGAAUGGCAGCGCUGCAGCUGCUGGCCCCCAAGCGUUCAUGGGAGCAGCAGGCGUGGCGGGGCAUGGUCACCACCAGGAGAGGCAUGGCUCCAGUGCCCCCUCGCACGCCCCUUAUGCCCCUCGUGCUGCCCUGCCGCAACACAGGAAGCACAGGUCCCAUCGGCACAGGCAGCGCGCAGCAGCGGAGGCGCAGGUUGAGCUGGUGGGGACAGUGACUCGCGUGGUGGCCGAGCGCAACGGGUGGAUGGUCUUCAAACUCGAUGUUUCCUCGAUGCUCUCUCACCCCACAGAGCUGCCAGCGGCGCUCGUGCAACCUGGUAAUGGCGCAGGUGCAGCAGAGGUAGGGGGGGGCGGCACGGCAGGGGAGGGUGUGGAUGCUGCUUUGAGUAUUGACGAGGGCGGAAGCGUGGAGAGGGCAAGAGCAGCAGCGUUGGUGGGGCGGGGCGGGGGCGAGGGGCUGAGUGAGGAGGAGAGGGCGACGCUGCAGCUGCACAUGCUGGCGGGGCAGCUGGCGGUGGUGGGCGUGGUGGGGAGUGUGAAGGCGGGGCAGCAGCUGCGCGUGAUGGGGCGGUGGGUGAGCAGCAAGUACGGCCCGCAGCUCCAAGCCAGAGAGGCGCACGCUGUACUGCCCCAGCAGACGGAGGACAUUGAAACGUACCUAGCGGAGCUGCUUCCAGGGGUGGGACCCAAGACAGCCAGGGCACUGCUGGACCACUUUGGUGCCGCCAUCUAUGCCACGCUCAACAGCGCCAAGGCCAUCACAGCGCUGCAAGAGGUGCCUGGCAUAGGAAAACUGACCGCGAAGCGCAUAAAGACAGCAUGGGACAAGGCGAGGACGAUGCGGGAGGGGCACAACCAGCUGGUGCAGCUGGGCAUUCCGCCCCUGGCUGUCGUGGAGCUCAUAAGGCAGCACCCAAUGGACGCUGUGAGUGUGGUACACGCGGAUCCCUGGGCAGCACUGCAGGCCGUCCCCGCCGUGCCCUUCGACCUGAUCGAUUCCGUGGCUCGCAAGCUCGGGUGCUCCCCCGCACACCCCUCGCGCCCCUGCGCUCUGCUACAGGCGUCCCUAGUGGACCUCUGCCCCAACAGCUGCCAUGUGUUCGUCCCCUGGUCGCUCCUGCUGCGGUAUGCUGCCCGGCUGCUCGCUUCCUGCCACGAGGAAGACCUUUAUGAGGGCGGGGAAGGGGAGGAGUGGCAGCAGCAGCAGCAGGAGGCGUGGGAGUGGGGCAGGGCGAUGGAGGAGGGACGGCUGGAGGAGGCGAUGGGGGAGCUGCAGAGGAGGGGUGUCGUGGUGGUGGAGAGAGCCGAGGACCAUGGCAGUAAUGGGCAUGCAGGGCGGGCAUGGCGUGCAGGGCGUGCAGUGAGCAGUGGUGGCAGUGGGAGCAGUUCUGGGUGGAGCGAUGCGAGUGGGUGGAGUAGUGGCAGUGAGGGUAGCGGGAGUGAGGGCAGUGGGGAUGGGGAGUGGGAGGCCGUGCGCGCGGAGCAGUCAAGCGCAGAGGGCGGAGGGCCAGCAUUGGGGCGCAAUGACCGAUGCUACCUCGCAUGGAUGCUGCAGGCAGAGAGGGAGGUGGCGCAGCAGAUGGCGGUGAGGGCGAGUCGGGGCGUGCACGGAGCAGAGCAGCUGCAGUACGUGCGCGAGUGGGUGCAGCAAGAGGAGGCGCACGCAGAGCAGCACCUCACGGCGGAGCAGUGCGCUGCGGUGGAGGCAGCAGCGCUGGCGCACGUGAUGGUGCUCACGGGGGGCCCUGGCUGUGGCAAGACGUACACCACUCGCCUCAUCACUCGCCUCUGGACUGCUCAGGACAAACAGGUGAUGCUGUGCGCGCCUACGGGGCGGGCAGCGCAGCGGCUGGAGGAGGCGACGAAGCAGAAGGCGCACACCAUUCACAAGCUGCUGGGAUAUUCAUCCAAUUCAACGGACCAAGAGCUUGCUGCUGCCAUGGGUGUCGCAGGAGUGGGUGGGGCGGGCAUGGUGUGCGAUGAUGCUCUGGGCAACGACCUGCCGCUGUUCAACCACAACAGAGACAACCCUCUCAAGGUGGACGCCAUAAUAGUGGACGAGGCAUCGAUGCUGGAUGUGCCGCUGGUGGCAGCGCUGCUAGCAGCGUGCCCUCCGCACUGCCAGAUCCUCUUCGUGGGGGACAAGGACCAGCUGCAACCCGUUGGACCCGGCAACUUCCUUGCCGAUAUCAUGGGUCUCACCUCCGACUGUGUGCUCCUGCAUGCGAGGACGCACGGGGAAAUGGAGGUGGUGAUGCAGCAUGUGCUCACGCGUGUGCUGCCGCACCUCACAGCAUCGCCGCGCGACGACGUGCAGGUGCUGGCGCCCGUGCAGCGCGGCCCCUUCGGCGUCAUGCUGCUCAACAACCGACUGCAGCAGCUGCUGAACCCGCCGUGCAGCAGCAAGAGGGAGCACCGUGUGGGGCCAGACAUGGUGUUCCGAGAGGGCGAUCGGGUCGUCCAGCUGCGCAACGACUACAUGUUGGAUGUGAGCAACGGCGACCUGGGAAUCAUCACCAAGAUCGUGCACGGCGACAAAAAGGUGGAGCUGCAUGUGGACAUGCUAUCGGGCAGCACUGCUGCCCCACAGCGAGUCAUCUACACCAACGACCAUCUCAAACACCUCACUCAAGCAUGGAGCAUCACGGUGCACAAGGCGCAGGGCAGUGAAUACCCCAUCGUCAUCCUCCCUCUCUCUGCUGACUAUGGCAACUUCUUCAGUCGCAACCUGCUGUACACAGGCCUCACGCGAGCGCGCAAGUUGGUGUUCCUCAUCGGGCGAGAGGAGGAGGCCAUGGCAGCGCUGCACCGCACGCGGCAGGAGCACCGCCACACGCGCCUGCUGCACCGCCUGCUCGAGUACUGGCAGUACUGCACUGGUGACUCCACCCACGGGCCCCUCCCACCCUCUCACAGCCCAUAG
This is a messenger RNA of Closterium sp. Yama58-4, 3540 nucleotides long. Lineage: Eukaryota; Viridiplantae; Streptophyta; Zygnematophyceae; Desmidiales; Closteriaceae. The record is from the annotation of a GenBank genome assembly.